This is a messenger RNA of Cyclospora cayetanensis, 930 nucleotides long. RefSeq lists its product as uncharacterized. NCBI's taxonomy places the organism in Eukaryota, Apicomplexa, Conoidasida, Eucoccidiorida, Eimeriidae. The record is from RefSeq and is a predicted model, not a curated record. Bases 43 to 930 code for a protein of 295 amino acids. The transcript has 5 exons.
AGAGAGGCCGCAGUGCGACUACAGCAGCAGCAGCUCGAGCAGAUGCUGAGUCCGCAAACAGACGAUGAAGAGCCUCCCUCGGGAAUGAGCGACGAGGAAUUCUCUCAGAUCGCUGGCAUCGCCCCCAGCGCUAGCCCCCGGACCGUGGCUAUGGCUCUCUCAAAGUGGCGGCAGCAAAAUCCCAAGUCUGAGUUGGCUCGUCGGUUACACCGCAAGUGGAUGGAAGUCUUUGAAGAGGGCCUUCUACAGGACCUUACGCGCAGAGAAGAGGCCACCAAAGGGGCUAAAACGUGGAUGGCAUCCUUGCAGCAGAUUGUACUCGGGGGACAGCCCCUCUCUGCUGCAGCAGCCGAUGAUGUACCAGACGCCCCAAGUGAGCUGGACCAGAAAUACGCAGAGUCCCAGGGGCUUCCCGAGGCUUUUCGCACCCUGGCUAUGGAGGUCAGAGAAGAGCAGGAAGCAGCACAGCGGUUGAGUUCACCUGCUAAGUACUUUUUGCCUUUGCUAGCCGUCAGCUCGGUGGUGCAGCGCGCUGCCCUCACAGCCGUUUUUGCAGCUGGUGGAAUAGCUGGUCGGCUGAUGACUGGCAAGCCGCCCCGCCGGUCUGCCCCCUCCCAGGUUGGACUGGUCCCCUGGAUCUCCUUCAGGAGCCAGGCUACUGGGGCUGUUAUUGCCCAAUGGUGGCUCGCUUCUGCUUUAUACCGCUUUCAGUCGCCUGUGCAACGCCCUUGCGACACAGCCUCCGGUUCAGACAGAAGUGGACUGCCCGAGGCUCCAGGUACGUUGCCCCCCGAUGAUCCCCUUCAGGAUGCCUUAAAUGAGGGAGGAGAUGGUGUGGAAGAGGGACCUAUUGUCGUAGAUGGGCGAGAAGGAAAAGAAUGGUUCUACGACGAUCCGGAAUUCCCCACAGCCUUCAGGGAGGAUGACUGA